GGUGAAUUCACUGAAGCUAUGACCUGCUUCAUGGAGCUUGCGAGCAUGAAGGACAGGAUCUCGUCUCUGGAGCGAGACACACGCGAUAUUCUAGUCAGUUUAGAUGCGCCGUCCUGGAGAAUUCUCGAGAUAGACACGGAGAUGUGUGAGAGGCUCCAGUAUCUAUUUGGCUGGCAGUUAGAGGAUCUCCAUACUCUACGUACAUGUAGAGAUCAUCAAGUGCCGUGUGUUGACUAGGGGUACGAGAGUAGUGAUGGGUCCCAGUGUUGAAGUAUC
This is a messenger RNA of Xylaria bambusicola, 276 nucleotides long. RefSeq lists its product as uncharacterized. NCBI's taxonomy places the organism in Eukaryota, Fungi, Ascomycota, Sordariomycetes, Xylariales, Xylariaceae. The coding region runs from base 19 to 237 and encodes 72 amino acids. The record is from RefSeq and is a predicted model, not a curated record. The transcript has a single exon.